Molecule: messenger RNA, 908 nt
Organism: Salvelinus fontinalis (brook trout)
Lineage: Eukaryota; Metazoa; Chordata; Actinopteri; Salmoniformes; Salmonidae
Product: polysialoglycoprotein-like
Exons: 4
Coding region: 9-800 (263 amino acids)
Source: RefSeq, a predicted model, not a curated record
CUAUUUUCAUGAUCAUGGGAGGUGUGAGAGAAUUGCUGCUCUUUGUGGUGACUGUGGGGGUUGUGAGAGUUUCUUGUUACCCUGUUGGAAAGUCCCAGAAGCAAGAGCAAGUCUCUCUGCAGAGGAGACUUGGAGAGCUGUCAUCAAAUGACGUCUCCAUUGUGCAUGCCCUGGCCUUGCUCCGAUCCAUUGGGUCUGACGCUAAACAAGACAGAGAAGAGUAUUUUGAGACUAAUGAAGUAGAAUCCCAAGCUUCUCCAAACCAUGGUAGCUCUCCGGCAAAUGAUGCCCUGUCCUCUGACGACGCUACCUCUGAAGCUGCCACCGGCCCGUCUGACGACGCUACCUCUGAAGCUGCCACCGGCCCGUCUGACGACGCUACCUCUGAAGCUGCCACCGGCCCGUCUGACGACGCUACCUCUGAAGCUGCCACCGGCCCGUCUGACGACGCUACCUCUGAAGCUGCCACCGGCCCGUCUGACGACGCUACCUCUGAAGCUGCCACCGGCCCGUCUGACGACGCUACCUCUGAAGCUGCCACCGGCCCGUCUGACGACGCUACCUCUGAAGCUGCCACCGGCCCGUCUGACGACGCUACCUCUGAAGCUGCCACCGGCCCGUCUGACGACGCUACCUCUGAAGCUGCCACCGGCCCGUCUGACGACGCUACCUCUGAAGCUGCCACCGGCCCGUCUGACGACGCUACCUCUGAAGCUGCCACCGGCCCGUCUGACCAUGCCAUUGAGCAACUGUUGACAUCUGCAUCUCAGCCCCCGUUGACCACAAACAUGGAUAUCUGACGUGGGACAUGGUGCUCGGGGUCCAUGCAAGAUUUCAUGGGUACUCUAGUCCAGGUUGUGUGUGUAACUGCUUUUUCUUGUUUUGGCUCAAUUAAACGCUAACUGUAA